AUGGAUAUUGCAUUCCCAGAAGAUGAGCUGAGGCCGGUAUCCUGUACACCCCUCACCCGAGACGCCCAAAACCCCCGACAUUUCGAACUAAACGAUGCACUCGGAAACUAUUCUCUCACUUUAAUUGACAGUCUCUCGACUCUCGCAAUUUUGGCAUCCGCCCCUCCAGAUAAAGAAGAAACCGGCGCAACAGCACUUGAGGAUUUCCAACACGGGGUAGCUUCCCUAGUAUUACAAUAUGGCGAUGGGACAAGUGGAGCGUCCGGGGAAGGACUACGUGCUCGAGGUUUUGACCUGGACAGCAAGGUACAAAUUUUUGAGACCGUCAUCAGAGGUGUGGGCGGGCUAUUGAGUGCUCAUGAAUUUGCCGUUGGAAUUUUGCCAAUAAAUGGUUACAAACCACAAGCUAGCAGAUCUAAAUCGAGGAGCUCGAAGACACAUGUACCUGAAAUUUUGUGGCCCAAUGGGUUUAAAUAUGAUGGACAACUUUUGCGCCUAGCUCUGGACUUAGCUGAGCGACUUCUUCCCGCUUUUUACACCGCGACCGGUAUGCCGUAUCCAAGAGUCAAUUUACGACAUGGGAUACCAUUUUAUGUGAAUUCGCCUUUACAUGAAGGAUCUGAUCUUGGUGACUUUAUGGAGAGAGGCGUGCCUGAGAUUACUGAAACAUGUAGCGCAGGAGCAGGUAGUCUGGUGUUGGAGUUUACUACUUUGAGCCGCCUCACUGGAGAUCCAAGAUUUGAGCAACUGGCAAAGCGAGCGUUUUGGGCGGUAUGGAAUAGGCGAAGUAACAUUGGACUCAUUGGAGCAGGGAUUGAUGCAGAGAAUGGUCAAUGGAUUGGGUCAUAUGCCGGGAUAGGCGCCGGUACUGAUAGUUUCUUUGAAUACGCAUUCAAGACCCACGUCCUGCUGUCUGGACAUGGCACUCCCAAUGUAACGACACAUAGACAUCAAAAUCAUGAUUCAUGGUUGGAUCCAAACACAAUCUAUAACGAACUGAGUGCUGAAGAAAACUCACCAGAAGCUUUUCUUGCGGUGUGGCACGAAGCUCAUACAGCAAUCAGAAGACAUCUAUACAGUUCUACCCACCACCCACAUUACGUUAAUGUUCACCUUGUCACAGGCUCGCCUCAGGCAUUCUGGAUUGAUAGUCUUGGAGCUUACUAUCCUGGUUUACUGACGCUAGCUGGUGAGGUUGAGGAAGCGAUCGAAACUAGUCUACUGUACACUGCAUUAUGGACGAGGUACGCAGCUCUUCCUGAAAGAUGGUCAGUACGCGACGGACACAUAGAGGGAGGACUAGGUUGGUGGCCUGGGCGUCCUGAGUUCAUCGAAUCGAAUUACCACCUUUAUCGAGCGACAAGAGAUCCCUGGUAUCUUCACGUUGGCGAGAUGGUUUUGGAGGAUAUUAAACGGAGAUGUUGGGCAACAUGCGGUUGGUCAGGUUUACAAGAUGUGCGUACCGGAGAAAAGAGUGAUCGAAUGGAAAGCUUCUUUCUUGGGGAAACAGCCAAAUAUCUUUAUCUUCUUUUUGAUCCAGAUCAUCCGAUGAACGAUCUUGAUGCUGCUUACGUCUUCACGACUGAGGGACACCCUCUUGUCCUACCUCGAACGGACUCCGGGCCGCCCGUUGCAUCCCGUGGGCCUAUUGCUAAAAAAGCGGUACAAUCAAAUGUAGCUCUUCGAGAUACUUGCCCUGUACCGCCACCACCACUGCCUUUUACCGUCUCCUCUACAGCUGCUAGGACGGAUAUAUUCCAUGCAUCAAGUCUUAUAGGUUUACACAUGAUUCCUAAUCACCACACCACAAUAGAUAAUGAGAAUAUCAAGGUCAACAAUCACACAUACUUCCCAUGGACUUUGCCAACCUCAAUGAUGCCAGUUAAUGGUACUUGCGAUCGUCUUCCGAUAAGUACUACUUUUACGAUUGAAUUUCCCAACAAUAAUGCUUUGAGCACCCAGUCGGUCAAAAAUGGGUUUAACAUUGUCUUUAACAUUCCUCAAAGUCUUGAUCGUACAAUUGAUGGCAGUAUAUUGGUCAAGAGUUUGUCUGGUCUGAAGAUGGGCAUGAUACAUGAAAGCCAAUCGCGUUCUUCUGGAGUUAAUGAAAAGGCCUUGGAAUCGUGGAGAGUAGGUAGUAUUGCGAACAUACCUUUGGGAAGAGAUGAGCAGGUAUUGAUACCGCGAGAUGUGAUAGGGGAUCUGUCAGAUCCUUCAUUCUCACGCAUAAGAAACCCAGUCAUGCUUGACAUAGUCAUACAACUUGAGCAGGUUCAUGAUCAAAACCAAAAUAUAUCGGAAAGUGUCGAAGAAUACUUCGAGGAAGAUCAAUUAUACGACGAUACCCCCAACAUUGCUUUGGAAGAAUCAAUUAGCAAUGCAGGGCUAGCAGAAUACAGAACCUUGUUAAAUUCCCUCCUCCAACAAGUAACAUCUGCCCUGCGCGAUCCAGCCGCUACUCUACUUCCACAGCCCCAAGCUCCUCCCGCUUAUACAUAUGUCACCCUUCCGGCUGUUCUACCCACAGGCAAAGGUGCUCAUCUCCUUAUCAAUGCACCGGAAGCCCCAGAUCUCUUGUCCGCCAAGACAUCUUCCGCCACUCUUUCUUUCACGAGUAUCUUCUUCGCUGAUGAAGCUUGUAACGGGAGGCUGCCGGACGAAGCAGUUAAACAGCAUCAUGUUAUAAUUAUGAAACGUGGCGGUUGUACUUUUUCGGAAAAGCUAUCCAAUAUCCCCAGCUAUACCCCCACAUCUAAAGGCCUCAAGUUAGUCAUCGUGGUUUCGGACGACAUGGAUGAUAUAGAACCUGGCGAGGAGAAUAUGGGAGGUCAAGGAGGCUCAGUGAACGGAGAGCGCAACCUGGUUAGACCAUUAUUGGAUCAACCGCAACUAACUCCGAGCGGUCUUUUGAGACAUCACCAGGUCAGCAUGGUAAUGAUUGGAGGAGGUGACGAAGCCAUCGAGGCUUUAAUGAAGGCCAAGAGUAUUGGUAUCAGACGAAGAUACCAUGUAGAAAGCCAAGGACUAUUGGUUAGCAAUAUUUUUGUAGUUUGA
Messenger RNA from Sclerotinia sclerotiorum 1980 UF-70, 3054 nucleotides. RefSeq lists its product as hypothetical. Gene Ontology annotation, molecular function: calcium ion binding; mannosyl-oligosaccharide 1,2-alpha-mannosidase activity. The transcript is spliced from 2 exons. The coding region runs from base 1 to 3054 and encodes 1017 amino acids. Gene Ontology annotation, biological process: carbohydrate metabolic process; endoplasmic reticulum mannose trimming; mannose trimming involved in glycoprotein ERAD pathway. Lineage: Eukaryota; Fungi; Ascomycota; Leotiomycetes; Helotiales; Sclerotiniaceae. Gene Ontology annotation, cellular component: membrane; endoplasmic reticulum. The record is from RefSeq and is a predicted model, not a curated record.